UCCGAUGCCAAAUUUUUCACUCAUCCCUUUUGCAGCGCGAAUACGUUGUGGGAAAGUUGCUGCGGUCGAUUGUGCUGCUGUUGCUGCGGCUUUUGUAUAACAAAAUCUUUUUCUGUUCCAUCCAACUGCAAUAAGCAAAGCGUUUCUCUGUGAGCUGUUUGAGAACGUCGUCGCUGUCAUCGUCGUGGUGCGUUUUCCAUCGAAUACGAAAUUAUCGUAGUGGGCAGUGAAUGAAAAAAGAGUGCUUCAAUCAAAAAGUUCCGAGCCUUUUGGAGAAACCAUUACAAUCCGUAGGACGGCUGGUAGCGCAACAGAUCGAUCAAGACAUUACCACAAUUCCUAUGGGACCUAAGGAGAAACAUUUCCGCUACGAGAAAUUCGCUCACACUACGAUGGUAUGUUCCGAAAGCGAGGAAACACUGUGCAUCAUCAAGGACCCUCGCGUCGAGGCCCCGCAGAGGAAGUUCGCCGUUAAAGUACGAUCAUACUACACGGUCAAUAGGCUGUACGAAGAUGUAGCACUGCAAACAGUGUACCCGGACUUUGAACUUGUGAUUCCCUUCGACAAGAGCGGGUCCAACACUGACGGGCGAACUCUGCACGAUAAAAAACACAAGCUGCUCCCUGAUGCCGGUAUCAAGUUCGAUUCCAACAACACGCUAAUCAUAAUUCCCCGAGUCGAGGAUUAUUCAUCUACGAAUAUAUCAGUAGAAACGGAAAUGUGUUCGGAUGAUGAUCUGGCUCUAGGUGCAUCUGCCAGUCCCGUAGAGUUGGCCAACUACACUAUGCCUGAACCUCCACCACUACCAGCGCCUCUGUUUGACAGUUCGACACAGUUGGUGGAUGCACAGGGCGCCAGAUCGAAACGUUUGUACCGCUAUAAUGGAGAACAUUCGCAAUCCUCGGUGCACAACUAUCGUGGUUUAGUGAAUCAAGCGAUGACCUGCUAUCUGAACAGUCUUCUGCAAGCACUGUUCAUGACUCCCGAGUUCCGCAACGCCCUGUACAAAUGGGAGUUCGACGGUAAGGAUGAGGGCAAAUCGAUUCCAUACCAGCUGCAGAAACUAUUCAUUCACCUGCAAACUUCGCCGAAAUCAGCCGUGGAAACCACGGAUCUGACGCGUAGCUUUGGAUGGGACUCGGCAGAUGGAUGGCAGCAACAUGACAUUCAGGAGCUGUGUCGUGUCAUGUUCGAUGCCUUAGAGCAGAAGUUCAAAAAUACCAAACAAGCCGAUUUGAUCAAUCGUCUGUACGAAGGAAAAAUGAUUGAUUACGUCAAAUGUUUAGAAUGUAACACAGACAAACAACGGGAGGAUAAGUUCCUAGAUAUUCCACUCCCGGUACGACCUUUCGGAAGUAAUCUGUCCUACGCAAGCAUCGAAGAAGCGAUGAGAGCUUUUGUCACACCAGAAAUCCUAGACGGUAACAAUCAGUAUCACUGUGAAACUUGCAACAAAAAGUGCGAUGCCCAUAAAGGACUGAAGUUCACAAAGUUUCCAUAUAUUCUGACAUUACACCUUAAAAGGUUUGAUUUUGACUACCAAACUUUGCAUCGCAUCAAACUGAAUGAUAAAGUUACUUUCCCGCAGUCAUUGAACCUUAACAGUUUCAUCGACGGAAUGCCACCUGUCAUUGCUAACGAGAAAUUUUCGACGACAAACGGUAAUGACAUUGUUACGCCAAUGCAAAUGGAAACAGCGGAAAACUUUAUGAAGGCAUACGAUGAGUGCAGUACCAUCGACAGUGGGUCGGCUUUGGAGGAUGACUCGUGCUUUCAAAAUGGUACUUCGGUUUCAUCGACCACAACUACACCGAAUGACCAGGAUGACGAUGAAGGUAUCGACAUGGAGUUGAACGGUGAAAGUAAAUCCCCUUCGGUUAGCAAUUCCAACGCACCGGGACCGUACGUGUACGAACUGUUUGCUAUAAUGAUUCACUCUGGUAGUGCCUCCGGAGGACACUAUUAUGCGUAUAUCAAGGAUUUCCCAACAUGCAAAUGGUUCUCUUUCAAUGAUCAAACCGUAUCAUCGAUCUCACAUGAAGAUAUCCAGAAAUCGUUUGGGGGAAGUUCUUCCAAGACGUACUACUCCGGUGCGUACAGUUCCAGCACGAAUGCGUACAUGCUGAUGUACCGACAGAUUGAUUCGUCCAAAAACACGACUCCAAUGCAGGAAGACCAGUUUCCAGAUCACAUAAAGACACUGGUAUCCAAAAUACGCGACUCGGAGGCUAACCGUAGUAAGGCCGACACGGACUCGUUGCAAGUGAGAGUGUACUUCGAAAAUCCAAAAACACGAGCCAUGAAAACCUACAAAAUGUACCUGCUAACCAACAACACCUUGGCGGAAACGUUGGAAGAAGCAUACCGGGUGCUGAAAGUCAAAGGAAUUGUUCCGAUCGAACGCUGCCGUUUGGUGGCUUACGACAGGCAGAGCGAUGUAAUCGAAAAGAGCUUCGAAGGAAAAGAUGAAGAUCCGAUUGAAGAUAUCAUGAAACACCUGGUUCACAGCAGCGAACUAUUGCUGGAAACACGCGAGGAACAUGAAGUGUUCGAACCUUACUUGACUCCGGGUGGUAUAAUGACCAAGGUCUACAAAGUGGACUCAGACCUCCAGAACGUCACUGGACCGAUUUCGAUCCGUGCUAAUAAAAAACAAACGAUAAUGGAGUAUAAGAAGAUGAUUGGACGUAAAUUACAACUGAAUCCAAAUGACAUUACCCUGGCCGAGUAUAGAUAUAACGAAGGUCCGAGGUUGUUAGACGAUAAUGAAGCCACUCUGCAGGACUUCAUCCAGUAUUGUAAAGUGUUUGUACUAGACAGCAGCGCAGCAGAAUCGUAUGGAAAGGUGGUAAAUGCGCUGAAAGACCUUAUUAGCAUAUACUUCGUUUUGCCGAAUAUGGAUCCAAGUACCCUGAAGAGUUUAUCGAUUCCUCGAUUCAUUCCAAAACCACUGCCGAAGUCGACGACGACAGAUGGCUCAGGAAAUGUGAUCCACAAAGACGACGGUGAUGCUAAAUACUUGCUUUACAAAAAUCUCGAACGCUUUGACCAAGACACCGAAGAUGACGAUCGAUUGUGUGUCGAAUAUGAGAACUUGUGUUCUUUCUUCCAAGUAACUCCAGUUGAGUAUCGCAAUGCGAACGGGGACAAGGUUGAGGACGAAACCAACGGCAGCAGCAGCAUUAAUGAUAGCGAGAAAGUUAUCCAAGUUUUAAUUAACAAGCAAGCCGAACUUGGAUUUCUCAAGUAUAAGCUGCAGACGUAUUUAAAUGUGCCAAUGUAUUAUUUCAAGAUAUUCAAAGAUUCUAAGCAUGGCCAAAAUGAAAUAACGGCAUUGCGUGAAGACUUCCUGCAUGCAUCCAAUGAUGGCGAUCGGUUUUCCAUCGAACUUGGUCGCGUUCUGCGUAAGGGCGAAUACAAGGUCAGUGUUUACUAUUUCAAUGUGAACGAUCUCGUCGAUGACACGGAAAAGUUGCCAUUCAUGUGCAACUGGAUCGUUCGAGACAGGCAGUUGGUGGGAGAAGUUAAGUGUGAUAUUCUAGCUCACCUGGCAGCCCAAGAUGAGAAAUACCGCAGUUUGUCACCUAAUCGUUGCCGGUUGCGCAGGAAGGGUUGGAAAAGCAUUUCCAAAGUGUACACAGAUAAUUACAUCAUAGGGGACGAUGUGAGGUUGACCUCCAACAGCGAUAUGAUUCUGCAAGAAGUUGAUGACCCCACUAGUUGUACACCAACCAGUGAGAACGAUGCCGUGGUUCUUGUUCGAAGAUGGAAUCCAUCCGAAAUGAAAUUGGGCAAAUUUCAAGAAGUUUUAUUACCAGGUGAUUGUGAUCUUAAAUCUGUACUUUCUAACAUAAGUGGAAUACCAGAGGAAAACCUAGAAUAUACCAAACUGGAGCUUCGAGACUCCUUAUCCGUCCUACAGAUUCACAACCUCCGAUCUUGGACGUCGGCACCUGUCCGCACCAACGACUGCUCUGAAAAUAUGUUCCAGGAUGGUACUCUAUUCUAUUGCAGAGAUAAAACGGAAGCACUGAUGGAGCUAACGGCGGAAGAGCGUAAGGAGCUCACCAAAAAGGAUAUCCACAGCAGUGCUACAAACUCACCCCGGCGAGAACGGGCGUUGAAGAUUCAUGUGGAUGCCUCACCGAAGAAGGUUGACGACUGAUUACAGUUGACGGAGUGCAGCGAUGCUAAGCGGCGCAAGUGUUGCAUAUAAUUUGCGAGCAGGACCCGGAUGGACCGUAGGAUGGGCGUUUAUAGCGUUCCAGGCUGCAAACGCAUGGAUCGGUGUGUCUGUUCCGAUAUGUACAGGAUAAGUCAAUUGUGGUAACUAGGAUUAAAUUUGUCUAACACAAGAAGAUUGUACUUCCACGCUGUGUAAAUGAACGAAGCAGUUUCUUGUAUUGAUGGGCAUUUGUUCUAUUUUCCUUUUUGUUAUCAUUGUUUAAGAAACAAAAAAGCUUUCAUCGGUGCUUUCAUAACUAGGCGAACUCACUUAGUUUUUGAUUUUGUUAGAUACGCCAAUGAAACACCGGUCGAAAUCAGAAACGUCGAACAUUUGCUGUAGAGAUAACCAAUAGUUAAGUUCACACUUUGUCCAGUCAAUUCUUAUUCAUAUUAUAUUAUUUUUAAUGAUUACUAUACUGUAUUGUUUCACCAAUUCAUAUCAAGCUCAUGGUUUCUGCAAGAUUUGCAAUCAAAAAGUCAUAUUCAUACACGUGUUUCUCACCUGUGAUGGAUCGUUUUGUAAUUUAUGUGACUGUAUUACACGCUAACUUAUAACAUGCUCAUACUGUACGCUGGUUCUGCCUUUCUUCUGUUGAAUCAUUUUUAUCAGUGAAAUCACUGGACUACGAGAGCAUUGGAGGCAAAUAUGAGAAUAAAUCUAUUUCUUGCUCUGUA
This is a messenger RNA of Malaya genurostris, 4903 nucleotides long. RefSeq names its product ubiquitin carboxyl-terminal hydrolase 47 (gene Usp47). Gene Ontology annotation, molecular function: cysteine-type endopeptidase activity; cysteine-type deubiquitinase activity. NCBI's taxonomy places the organism in Eukaryota, Metazoa, Arthropoda, Insecta, Diptera, Culicidae. The record is from RefSeq and is a predicted model, not a curated record. Gene Ontology annotation, cellular component: nucleus; cytosol. The coding region runs from base 231 to 4166 and encodes 1311 amino acids. Gene Ontology annotation, biological process: protein deubiquitination. The transcript is spliced from 16 exons.